CGCCCAGGAAGGCGCCCGAAUCUGCGCAGGCGCGGUAGCCGCGGUAGCCUAGGAGCCAUCCGGGCCGGAAGCGCGGAACUCGGAAUCCGCCAUGGCCGUGGCUGCGGUGCACCUGGACUCGGACGCGUUCCUGGUGUGCCUCAACCAUGCCCUGAGCACGGAGAAGGAGGAGGUGAUGGGGCUGUGCAUCGGCGAAGUGGACGCCAGCAAGAUCGUGCACAUCCACUCCGUAAUCAUCCUGCGGCGCUCGGACAAGCGCAAGGAUCGCGUGGAGAUCUCGCCCGAGCAGCUGUCGGCCGCGUCCACGGAGGCCGAGCGGCUGGCCGAGCAGACGGGUCGGCCCGUGCGCGUGGUGGGCUGGUACCACUCGCACCCACACAUCACCGUGUGGCCAUCGCACGUGGACGUGCGCACGCAGGCCAUGUACCAGAUGAUGGACCAGGGCUUCGUAGGCCUCAUCUUCUCGUGCUUUAUCGAGGACAAGAACACCAAGACGGGCCGCCUGCUCUACACGUGCUUCCAGUCGGUGCAGGCGCAGAAGAGCGCAGACUACGAGCGCAUCGAGAUCCCCAUCCACGUGGUGCCGCACGACACCAUCGGUAAGGUGUGCCUCGAGUCAGCCAUCGAGCUGCCCAAGAUCCUGUGCCAGGAGGAGCAAGACGCGUACCGGCGCAUCCACAGCCUGCCGCACCUCGACUCGGUGACCAUGAUCCACAACGGCUCCGUCUUCACCAAGAACCUGUGCAGCCAGAUGUCGGCCAUCAGCGGGCCGCUGCUGCAGUGGCUGGAGGACCGUCUGGAGCAGAACCAGCAGCGGGUGCGGGAGCUGCAGCGGGAGAAGGAGCGCUUGCAGCAGGAGCUGGCGGCGCUGGACUGAAGCCCGGGCAGGUGGGGGUGGGGUUCAUUCCCCGUGCAGACGUGCGCACUACGUGGCACACUUGUACGGAGACCCCCCUGGGACCCCGUGAUGGACGAACCUGAUUUUUAUAUAAAGUAUUUUGGUAAAAAUUCUAGCAAGAUAGUCUGUGCAUUUAAUCCUGCGCAGGGGAAGAGAAAGGUGUGCAUGAAGGGAAGGGGCAGAGCCGCCUCUGUGCCAUGCACUGUGCUGGGUACCGGGGAUACAAAGACAGGGAACUUCCUGGAGCCUGGGGGAGGCAGCGUGUACCUAGAUAGAGAUAGGAGCAAAAUAGAAGGGCCUGUAAGUGGCCCGAUGCACAGAACACUGGACUUAGAGGCAGGAAGACUGAGUUCAAAUCCUACAGGCACUAGCUGGGUGAGCCACUUAACUUUUCUCACUUGUAAAACGGGAUUUAUAAUAGUACCGUCCGCACCGGGUUGUUGUAAGGGUCAAAUGAGGUAGAUAGGUAAGGCAUUUUGCAAACGUUAUAAAGUACUACAGAAAUGCUACCUAUUAGAUACAAGGUAGUGUGGUGGGAGUGGAGAACGCUAGGAGAUGGAAUAGGAAAGACUUCACUUAGAGAUGGCUUUUAUUGCCCAGAUGUAAUUAGAUGCUUAGAGGACCUUCGGGAAUAUUAAUUAACCAGUAUGUACACAUACACACAUACCUAUACACAAAUAGACAUACAUACAAACAUAUAUAUGUAUAUAUAGGAAAGAUUUAACCAGCAUAUGUGUAUAUGCACAUACACAGACCAGCAUACAUAUGUGUGUGCAUAUAUAUACACACAAACACAUAUACACAAACAGAUAAUGUAUAUAUAGGAGAGACUAAAUAGAGAUGGCUUUUAUUGCCCAGAUGCAAAGUAUAUUCAUGAGUAUUAACCUAUGCACAUAUAUUUAUACAUCCACCCACAUACCACUGUACAUACGUAUUGUAUACAUGCAUACAAACAUAUAUGUGUAUAUAUACUUAUAUAUAUAUGUGUGUGUAUAUGUAUGAGUGUUUGUCCUAAAUAAAUGGUUGAUGGGCCGGGAAUUAAACCACCUUUGAUA
Molecule: messenger RNA, 1953 nt
Organism: Trichosurus vulpecula (common brushtail)
Lineage: Eukaryota; Metazoa; Chordata; Mammalia; Diprotodontia; Phalangeridae
Product: lys-63-specific deubiquitinase BRCC36
Exons: 1
Coding region: 92-877 (261 amino acids)
Biological process (GO): double-strand break repair
Cellular component (GO): BRCA1-A complex; BRISC complex
Molecular function (GO): metallopeptidase activity; polyubiquitin modification-dependent protein binding; cysteine-type deubiquitinase activity
Source: RefSeq, a predicted model, not a curated record